This is a messenger RNA of Hymenoscyphus albidus, 519 nucleotides long. The record is from the annotation of a GenBank genome assembly. Lineage: Eukaryota; Fungi; Ascomycota; Leotiomycetes; Helotiales; Helotiaceae.
AUGCCGACGACACUUUACCAGCAACCAUUAGACACCCACCUGUUCGAUCACUUACGCUACAUGAAGAUUGGUCGGACUGAGGAGGAACAUCGGCUGGAUGUAGCACGAAUUCGCAUGUGGUUAGCCGACACAAGAAGGAUCGUCGGUUUGUUUCCCUCCUUCCUGCAACCCUGGAUCAAGCCCAUCGCAGGUUUUUAUGCCAUGUACAUGAUUGUGGCAGCCGAGAGGAAAGAGAAAGAGAGACUUGAAUCCGAGAGGCUGGUAUGAGUAGCUCCCCUCUGGAUUGAGAACGUGUAAAUGGGUAGGAACUAUCUCUUUCCUGCUCUCCCCGGUUGAGCCUGACAAGAUACCAAUCAGUUACAACCUUCACCGUCUCAGUCAGCGCAUUUUGGCGUAUGUUCGACCAGGCAAGAGCUGAUGGCGCCCCUUUCAAUCCACUGGUAUGCUUCAACAAUACCGCAGAUCAUGUUCGGGCAAUUCAUGGCAGGCUCGAACAAAGUUUGGGUUUUUAGAUCAUGA